UUGAGCUGUGAAAUCGGCCGCCAUCUAAGCAUAAACACAACACAAAGCAUGAUUGUUGUGUCAGGAGAGAGAAGCAUGUCCCCUUUACACACUCUCUCUCUAGCUUUUGGGAUUCUAUAUAAGAGACACUAUCUUCACUUUGUUCUCUUUGUCCCUCUACCUUCCAUACACACAAACCUCUCUCCCUUACCACUUCAUUUCGAUUCUAACAAGUCUCGUCUUCCCUAAUUAAAGAACCAGGUUUUGUCGAGAUGGAGAGGCUAAACUCGAAGCUGUACCUGCAAAACUGUUAUAUAAUAAAGGAGAACGAGAGGUUGAGGAAGAAAGCUCAGAUUCUGAAUCAAGAGAAUCAACAACUUCUCUUCGAACUCAAACAAAAGCUCUCCAAAACCAAGAACUCUAAUGGAUCAAAUCAAGGAAACAACAACAAUCUCUCUUCAUCAAGCUCUGCUUCUGGACAAUCCUGAUCGAACAACAAAACGCUUUAGGACAAGAUUUGGAUUUGCUUAAUUAGAGAACCCAUCAUUUUUAUUUUCUUUUAUUGGUGUAAUGUAAGAAAAAAUAGUUAAGAAGUGGUUAGUGUUAGUAUUAUUAUUUAUUAAUUAUGGAGUAGUUUUUUAUUUUUGUUGGGUUCUUCUAAUUAAUUUACUACAAAAAGGACAGAAGCAUUGUGUGCUCUCUGGCCUAUCUUCUGAGGGAUAUUUUACUUUUGUUUCCAUUUAUAUGUUAAUUAGAUUUUCUAUUUUGCCUUUUCAUGUGGGGUUUGGUUGUUUAGGACAUGGUGGAUUCUGGGACUACAUUGUACCUUCUGCUCUUCUCUUAAACAACCAGUAUCUUUAUAUU
Arabidopsis lyrata subsp. lyrata is the source of this 843-nucleotide messenger RNA. Its product is annotated as protein LITTLE ZIPPER 4. Bases 252 to 467 code for a protein of 71 amino acids. The record is from RefSeq and is a predicted model, not a curated record. NCBI's taxonomy places the organism in Eukaryota, Viridiplantae, Streptophyta, Magnoliopsida, Brassicales, Brassicaceae. The transcript is spliced from 2 exons.